Funneliformis caledonium is the source of this 7254-nucleotide messenger RNA. The record is from the annotation of a GenBank genome assembly. Lineage: Eukaryota; Fungi; Glomeromycota; Glomeromycetes; Glomerales; Glomeraceae.
AUGUAUCCCUCUUCUUACGAGAAAUUUAAGAAAAACGUCGAGGUAACUUCACCUCUUAACUGGCAAUUCAAUGCUACUGAGGCUCCUCCUGGAGUGAUGCCUUCCCAUUUAUUGCCGUCGCCUCCUCAAACUUACCCACCACAAAGGCCAAUUGCACUAACGUUCAACAAUGGACAUCAGAUCAACCCUCCUCAUUUUAAACCACAAAGUCAAUCACAUGAGAAAUUCAAGAAAAAUAAUAAGCGCGGAUUCAUACGUCAUAGAGAUGAAGCAGUAAAUAAUCAAUAUGUAUAUACCCCAGACCAAAAGUUUAUAAGCGAAUUUGCAAACAAUGGUUAUUCGGCUUCACCAUGUUAUAAUAACUCACCUGUCAAUUCAAAUCAUCCUCAUCAUCAAAUAUGGCGCGCGCCAAAUCAUAAUAAUUUGCCAAAUUGGCCGAUACCAAAUUCAAUGGAAUAUCUAUAUGCUCCGGAACAUUUCGAUAGGCAACAUCGUCAAUUAUUUCCUCCCGGAACAUUUUCACCUUUUCAGGCUCCGCCAGAACCACAUUCCUAUCCAAUUCGUCAUUUUCCGCAACAAUAUCCUCCUCAUUUAGCUCCUGAUCCUCAUAUUUAUCCUCGACAAUCUAAUAACUACCAAUAUUAUGGUUCACAACGGCCAGUCAUGCAACACUUUUAUCAACAUGGAUCUCAACCCAGAGACUUCCAUCGACCUAUAAUUUCACAAUUUCCUACUUUUGCACCGGGUAAUGAUAAUACAGAUCAUGUCGAUCAUAUAUCAGCUAAUGUUCAGCAAACUAAAAAGAAUAAAAAAAACAAUAAGAAAUUUGUUGAAAAUUCGAUAAAUCAUGUUGUUAAACAUCAAAAUCUAAUUGUACCUGAGUCAUCAUCCGAACUCACAAAGCAGAUUAAUUAUGAAUCCAAAAAGCGGAUCCGACCUUCUGAUGAUAUAAAGUCAUCGAUUAUUCCUUUGUCUAAUGAUUCAUUGACAAAGCCAAUUCAUACUUAUGGAAAUGAUGGUCGUAAACUCUUUACAAAGAAAAAAAUUGUAAAUAAAAUUGAAAUUAACUUAAAAGACAGAAUCGGUCUGUUAAAUUUCAAAUCCUCUAAAUUGUUUGUACCAGAUGAUGAAAGUCAUGGUAUAAAGAAGAAAAUUAAAUUGGACAUGGAGAUCAAUUCGGUUCCAAGUGCACAUGAUGCAAACUCAGCAGAUUAUAAUCAAAGUCAGAAGUCACAUGAUAUCUCGGAUACCCUUAGUUCUGAUAUAGGUAAAAUUUCAGGGAUUAUUGAUGAAGCAACAGAUUCUAGUGAAAACUUAAUUUAUGAUUCACUUUCUCCAUGCGAGAAUUCCACUCGACGGGAUAGUGGAAUCGCUUGUGAUAAUAUGGAAUUAGAUGAUGUGAUCAUUAAGGAAAAGGACAUUAAAGAUCCUCCAAUAACUAUUUCUAAUGCUGCUUUAGAAAAUUCAAAUUAUAAUGCUAAUCCAAUUAUUAAUAAUUCAGAGACUGUCAAUAAUGUAGUGGGGUCUAAUUUGGUGUCAUCAGAUGAUGCAAUUGUUAUAGAGUCAGGCAUAUCAGAGAAAAUGGCAGAGUUAGAAGAGGAGCCUAAACUUACAAAUAUAAAUAAUAAUGUACUUAAUGUUAAUGAUGCUCAGGAAGAUUCAUUUGUUUCGUCAAAUUCAAACUUGGAAGUUUCAUCAACACCGACUUUAAGUCUAGUUAAUACGGACAUAAUUUCAAAUUCGGAUAAUGGGAAUUGUUUGAUGCUUGUUGAUAAUGAAAUUAAUGAAAUUCAGGGAGAAAAGGAUGAUUUACCAGAAUAUAUAGAUUCUAGUUUAAAAUUUACCGAUAAUUCGAAAUUAGAUGUCGAUUCAACGGCGGAAUUAACCAAUUCAUUUUCAAAAAUGGAUUUCGGUUAUAUAUGUAGUGAUAAGCGAUGCUGCACUAACUUAAAGCUGAAAACUGAAGAACCUACCUCACCCAAAAUUCAAGUCACACAUGAAGAUAAUGAAAUUCCUCAUCAUUCGUCAAAUGCAUGUACCAACUCAACAAUUAGUGGAAAAGAUCGAUUUGCUGGAGCUGUUUUCACACGCCAGGGCAUAAAAGAUCUUGCCUUUGUAAAGUUCGAAGGGUAUUCUAUCAAUCAACGUGUUAAGGUUCUUAACGUUGAUAGUAUUUGGUAUCCAGGCACGAUCAUUGCAAUAGAUAAAACUAAAGUUAGAGUGCGUUUUGAUGGUUGGGAUGCUAAAUAUGACGAAUGGGUAUCAAAGGAUAGUCGAAGGUUGAGAGUAAUGAGCGAUGAAGAGAUACUUGAAAUACAAAAUUCUUCACAAAACAAUAAUGUCGCGAUUGUUAAAAAACGUUCUACAUUCAAUAAAAUUGUUGAAAAACAUGAGAUUAUCUCUGAUACAGAAGAUCCUCAAACAAAUUUUUCGACGAAGUCAAAGCGAACAAGAAAGAGAACUGCUACAAAACAAACGAUAAGUAAUGAAGCAAAAAAAGUACAAUCUACCCCGACAAAGAAAAUUGUUGAUCAAAAGCAAAAGAAGAGUAAUCCUCGAUCGCAACCACCUACAAUAAUUCGUAAAAAGAAAAAGUGCAAUUCUUGUGAAAGUUUAUUUGAUAAAUUGGAGAAAGUGGGCGCACUUGAAUUAUGUACAAAGUGUGUGCCAUUAUUCGCACCUCAAUUAACGAGAGUCAAAGCAUUUGCGCAUGCCUUCACAUUAGAUCAAAAAGUCCAAGUACUUAAUAUUGAUAAGAUUUGGUAUCCUGCCAGGAUUGUAAAGGUAGAAAAAUCCAGAAUUAAGGUUCACUUUGAUGGUUGGGGAAAAAGAUUUGAUGAAUGGAUAUCUGUAGAAAGUCGAAGAUUGAAAGCCUUGUCAGAAAAUGAAGAAAAUAACUUACCUAACGAUAUAGAUAAUAAGCAAGAAAAUCUUGAUCAAAACCAUAACCAAUCAAAAGCUUCUACAUCCAAAAUUCCGCAAAAAUCUAUUAAUCUAAAUGAUAAAUCAAGGAAACCAAGGAAAGAUUCCGCAUGUUUUCACGAUAGCGAUAAAGAAUAUCAAUCGAAUAUGUAUAAGCUGAAAGAGAUAUUAGGUACAGACUCUGAAUCUCUCAGUAGUGUACCAGAUUCUGAUUCUGAUUCUCUAAGUAGUUGUCCCGAAUCCAUCUCGUCUUCGUCAUCAUCAUCUCUUAGUGCGUCCGAAUCAAAUUAUAUAACUCUCAGUAGUUCUAGUGGGGAAGAAACUGAGAUAAAACCAUGUAAACCUCAAAUUAAACGAACUGUACGAGACAGUAAGAAGGACACGAUACGCAAGAAAAACCAAUCAUCCGAAGAGAAGAUAUGUGAAUCAUGUAAAAUUAUGCAUAUAAAUGUACAAAGGAUAGGCAGCCUUGACUUAUGUACAUAUUGUAGGUCACUCUUUGGUGAUGAUGCUACGUUUCGUUUUAAACGUGGUGGUCAGUAUGGUUUUGAACUUCAAAAACGCGUUAAAGUUUUAAGUCGUGACGGCGAAUGGUAUCCGGCUAUAAUGGUAGAUGUUGAGGACGGACGUAUUCGGGUGCAUUUUGAUGGAUGGAGCGAUUAUUUUGAUGAAUGGAUCCCAGCAGGAAGCCAAAGAAUGAGAGACAUGACACUUGAAGAAAUAUUAGAAGCACAAAAGGCAUUGGAACAGGUUGAUAAAGAGACGCUUGAACAGAGAGAAAUGAUGUAUGUACCACAAAGAAGAAAGAGAUCCAAUUCAAAACGACCAAUGCAACCACCUUCAACGAUAACUCCUUCGAAUGAAACAUCAAAAUCAACCGAUUCGACAAAAGUAAUUAAUAAUAAAGCAAGAUGCGAUUCAGAUUUAUUUUCUGAACAAAGUGACCUUUCAACAAAUUCCAUGAUCGCAUUUGAUUGGAAUGAAUAUUAUUUUGGACGAGACACGCGUCGCAGUCUUCGUAAUGACAAACUUCUAAGUAAUUCUGAUGUUCUUGCUAAGCUAAAAUCACGGUUUAAACCAGGAAAUCAAAUUGAAGCACGAGAUAGAUUAAAGGAGUGGGUUCCUGCAACGAUUAUUGAAGCUAAAGGUUGUAGGGUAUUAAUACAUUAUGAUGAUGUUCCUGCCUUCUAUGAUGAAUGGAUAGAUAUAAGUAGCGAAAGACUUCGUGAAAAAUGCACAAAAAAUGAAAUUACACAGAAUAUCAAACCUACCUCGACUUCUUUGGAAAGUAAAAAAGAUUUAAAGAAAAAGAAAAGCAAAGCUGAGAAUGAUGACGAUUAUCGUUUGGAAUUUGUUGUAAAUGGCGCACUUAAUGGAAGGUUAAUUACAGCCGAUGAUAAAUGGUGUAUAUAUUGCAAUCAAUGCAAUGUGGUUAUUAAACAGUUCAGAUAUUAUUGUACUUAUUGUGAGUCACCAUCAGAGGGUAACGAUUAUAGGAGUUUUGAGCUCUGUGUGUGGUGUUUUGCACAUCAAUUUCCAAAUUAUCACGAACAUCCUCGUUGUUCUUUUGCCGUUCAAACUGUAAUCGAUGAUGAAGCAAUUAAAAUGUCUUCCAAAGGCGAAGUUGUCAAAAUUUUUGACAAAGACAUUUUUGAUACAACAUUUAAAGAUCCCGAAUUUGAUUUAACGAGUAAUCAUGUACCAUUGGAUACGGACAUGGGAUAUCUUUAUCUACAAGCAUGGAAUAUGCGUAAAAUAUGUGGUUUUUGCAAUGACGAUGACUCAAAUCAACUUGGUGGAUUCAUCGCUCCAUAUCCUUUUGUUUCUAACACCUAUACACGUCACGGUGAAAAGCAGAAGACUUUUUGGGCUCAUCAUGCAUGUGCGAAAUAUUCACCAGAAGUUUUUGUUACAAAAUCUAAUGAAUGGUAUAACGUAACAUUGGCUUGGAAAAGGGGUCGAAGCAUGAAAUGUGGUAAAUGCAAGGAACGUGGUGCAACGAUCGGAUGUUUCGAACCUAAAUGUGCAAAAAGUUAUCAUCUUUCAUGCACGGAUAAACCGCUUUCCCAUUUUGAAAUGGGUGUUAUUUUCUAUUGCCCUACACAUGAAGCGCGUUAUCUUCAAAAAGAAUUAUACAAUGAGGUUUACCGUUGUGAUGUAUGUUCAUGUGAAUUACAAGAAGACAGAUGGAUGACUUGCAAGCCAUGCGAGUCGAACUUUUUUUCAUCUUUUGAUUUGUGUUUACAAUGCUUUGAAGAAAAGUAUCCUGAACAUGAACACGAUAAAGAUGAAUUUGAAGAAACAUCUGUUAAGAAAAUUAAAGACGCUCAAAUCACGAAACAAGCAGCACUUGCUGUUGCAAAUCAAAAGGCUCAUAGCGCAGGAAUGCGAAAGAAAUCUAGAAAUUCGCAACAAAAUAAAGGAGGGCGAAUUCAAUGUUCAUAUUGUUGGGCGGAAGAGUCGCCUCGUUGGAGGAAAGGUUAUAAUGGCGUGCUUAUGUGUGAGGAUUGUUUUGAAUUAGUUUUGGUUAAUAAUAAUACUGCAGGAGAACAUCAAGAGAAAGAUAAAUUAUUAGUUACCAGCGAAGAUUAUUCAUACCAACCGUAUUUGACGAGAAACUUCUGUUCGGACAAAAAAUUUGAUGACUUCGAAUCUCAAGCAAUGCAUUUAGAUAGCUAUGAACCCGCAGAGAAUCAAUUAUUUUCUUUGCCUUUUGAUAGCUCUUAUUUUGAUAUUCCGGGUCGUGCUCCAAGGUGGGCUACGCAUAGUGGUACCGAUUAUCAUGGCACUUGGCUACCACAAACUGUUCGAAGAGCAUUACUUCGUUUUACAAGGAAGAACGGAAAAGUUCUAUCAAAUUUCCUGGGGAGAGGAACGGAUGCUAUUGAAUCUUUCCUACUUGGAAGGAGACUUAUUGGCAUCGACAUCAACCCAGCAGCAGUUGCUUUGUCCCAGCGGAACUGCUCUUUCGCGAUACCACCGAAUAGGGGUAUCACAGCCGAACAUCGACCGAUAAUACUUCAAGCUGAUUCUAGAAAUUUAUCAGGUUCUAUGUUUGAAGACGAUUCUUUUGAUCAUAUAUUGAGUCAUCCGCCCUAUAAAAAUUGUGUUGAGUAUUCAACACAUAUUGACGGUGACUUGUCAAGAUUUGCAAACUCAAAGGAAUUUGCUGCAGAAAUGAGUAAAGUUAUUGAUGAAUCUUGGAGGUUAUUGAAGCCCGAAAGAAGAGUUACUUUAGGAAUUGGUGAUAAUCGAGAACAUUGCUUUUAUGUCCCAGUUAGCUUUAAUUUAUUUCGUCAGUAUAUCGAUCAGGGAUUUGAAUUAGAAGAGCUGGUUGCAAAACGUCAGAGAUAUUGCCAAGCAUUUGGGCUUGGCACAUAUCUUUGUGUACAAUAUGAUUUUCUAAUGUUUACACACGAGUUUAUUGCAACUUUUAAGAAGGUUGACAAAACACAUAAUGAUAGGUUGUUAGUGACACCUGAUGAAUCUACAUUAUCGGGCUCAGUGACGUUUUUAAGGAAUCUUCGAGAAAUCCCAAUUCUUCCUAUUGCACGAAAAAGUGUCGUAAUGGGUACAACUUGGACAUUUAAGCCAACACAAACACAUAAUUUUGUACAACUUUGUACCUCAAGAAUGGUUGAACGGUUUGGUAGAGAUUUUGCCAAUUGGGAAGAAAUUCGGAUAAAAUUUAACAAUAUGGAGCCAAAUAAUACAGUUAAUUUAAGUGAUAAAUUACAUAAAUGUGAAGACAAAACUGAUAGUGAGGAAGAAAACAUGCCAGAAUAUGAGCGCAUUAGACAAAAAAGGAUUAAAGAAAAUCAGAAAAUGUUGCUUUCAUUGGGUUUAAAAUGUGAUCUCGGAGAAACAUCAGAUGAUAUUUCUCAUCUUGAAAAAAUAUUAAAUAGUAUGCCCUUACCUCCGCCAACGCCAACGGCAUUAAUUGUUGUACCACAUAUUCCCAACAAUCUUCUUACCUCACAAAUUAUACCGACUUAUCGUACAGCAGUUAAGCAUUUAGCAAAAGAAGCAUAUGAAAAGUUACCGCCAUCAGGAUUUUUUGUUAUUGGAGGACAAGACGUUAGAACUUCAGAUAAUAAAUUAUGGCCACUUAGCAUGCUUUUUAUGGAAGAUGUAAAUCAUUCCGUUGGGGAAGAUAAAAUGCCAUUAAAAGAACUUGUGGUAACAGUACCUGAAGGUUACGCUAAAGAUAAGAAAAGAAUCACAAAAAAAGAUGAUUACACAGAAGAAUAUUGUAUAGUUGAUGAAGAAGAAAAUAUAGAACAUUUACCAAUUAUUCAUGCAUGUUAUCUUAUAUUUAUGAAACUUCGAUAA